Molecule: messenger RNA, 276 nt
Organism: Suillus plorans
Lineage: Eukaryota; Fungi; Basidiomycota; Agaricomycetes; Boletales; Suillaceae
Exons: 1
Coding region: 1-276 (91 amino acids)
Source: RefSeq, a predicted model, not a curated record
AUGACUCACGAGUGCAGCAGUGAAUGUUGCCUCCACAGACAAAUUAUCCUUUUCCUAUUCGAGCAGCAGGGGAGUAAAAAUAUCGUCUUGGGAAGCCUUGGGAUGGGAGUAUUCAGAGAUAAUGUCGAAGGUGGUAGCAGGGGCUAUGGAGAGAACAUUCGUUUGGAGAUGCUGCUCGAUUUUGAACGCGUCCUUUCAUCAAAUUUUAUUCAGUAUCGUUGGAGAGAAAUACUGUGCGUAGUGUCUACCAUAGGGCCCCGCCCCACAGGACAAUAA